AUGGCCGGGAGAUUGGAAGCAUUGAUUCAAUUGCAGAAGAAGAUAAACGAAUAUGAAGUUGAUUUUGAUUUGAAAAGAACUCUUCUCGAAAAUAAAUUCGAGUCCGUCAUCAAAUCCUUAUACGAGCAGAGAGCUAAGAUAAUCUCGGAAGAUUAUACUGACAAUGCCAAUAACAACGCGCACAGUGCUUGGAAUGCCAACAAGUCUGCCAACACUCAAACGAAAGAUGAGAUUCAAGGGUUUUGGUAUGAGGCGUUCAUGAAUUCAAAAUACGUUGAAGCCAUCAUUCAAGAAACUGAUAGAGAUGCUUUGAUGUAUUUGACAAAUGUCAAUGCCUAUACAGAUAUUUCACAAUUGAAACAUGACAGGCAAUACUCUUUCAGAUUAGAUUUCCAUUUUGCGCCAAAUCCUUAUUUCCACAAUCACGUGCUUACGAAAACUUAUUUUGUGAGCGUUAAAACUGACAAAGACAACCCGCUGCAUUACAAUGGACCAAAAAUUUACAAGAGUGUAGGUUGUGAUAUCAAAUGGAAAACGGGAAUGGAUUUAACAGUUAUAACGAGCAAUAAAAAAAAUUCAUCUUCUGUGCUACAAUCUGGUUUAUAUUAUCAAGGCGCAUUGAAAAAAUGGUAUGAGAAGAAAGGACUAGCCACGUUUUUCAACUUUUUCAAUUUUCCUGAGAUUCCUGAAAAUGCAGUGUUUGACGACGAAGACGCCAGUGUAUUGGAUGACGAUUUCCAAUUGGGUUGGCACAUCAAAGAUGAACUUAUUCCCCAGGCUCUGUUCUACUAUCUUGGUGACAUUUCAGAUGAUGAAAGCGACGAGGAAAGUGACGAGGAUACUGAAGGAAGUAGUGCUGACAGUGCUGAAUCCGAUGAGGUGAUCAAAGAUGAUGAUGGCAUUGUUGAGGAGCACGACCGAAUCAAAAUUAAAAAACCAGUUCUCUCCACUACUAGAUCUGAUAAAAAGUCAAGAAAUGUUUAA
This is a messenger RNA of Helobdella robusta, 984 nucleotides long. RefSeq lists its product as hypothetical. Gene Ontology annotation, biological process: nucleosome assembly. The transcript is spliced from 8 exons. NCBI's taxonomy places the organism in Eukaryota, Metazoa, Annelida, Clitellata, Rhynchobdellida, Glossiphoniidae. The record is from RefSeq and is a predicted model, not a curated record. Gene Ontology annotation, molecular function: histone binding; chromatin binding. Gene Ontology annotation, cellular component: nucleus; chromatin. The coding region runs from base 1 to 984 and encodes 327 amino acids.